This is a messenger RNA of Raphanus sativus (radish), 3949 nucleotides long. Its product is annotated as protein CROWDED NUCLEI 1. The transcript is spliced from 8 exons. The record is from RefSeq and is a predicted model, not a curated record. Gene Ontology annotation, cellular component: nucleus. The coding region runs from base 375 to 3659 and encodes 1094 amino acids. Gene Ontology annotation, biological process: nucleus organization. Lineage: Eukaryota; Viridiplantae; Streptophyta; Magnoliopsida; Brassicales; Brassicaceae.
AUCCGCGCGAGCCACACAAAAAAAAAAAGGAUUCCACCAGCACACAGCGAAGAAGAGAGAGAGAGAGAGAGGUUGCGUAGAUACGUUUGCCGGACUUCAAACCAGUUUCGGUACCGGAAUUUAGGAACUCAGUUUAAAUCCGGAGCCAUCAAAAAAAAAAGAAUAAACCUUUUCUCUCUCUGUUUCCUUCUUAUUCUAUUGCAAUUUAGAGAGAGAGAGAGAGAGAGAGUGAAGUUUGAAGUCAGAGGAGAUCGUUUCUUAAGAAUUGGGCAUCUGGGUUUUCGAUUUCCGGAGUUCAAUUUCGUAAUUCAGGUCGUUUUGACUGUUGGGGUGAGAGAAAGUUAGGGUUUUUUUAGAUCUCUGUUUUUGAAAGGAUGUCCACGCCUCUGAAGGUGUGGCAACGUUGGUCUACUCCGACGAAAGCCACGAACCCGGAUUCGAAUGGGAAGGUUUCGGGCAUGGGGAGCGAGAUCCAGUACGACGAUGAUCCCAGAAGAUUGCCUGAUAAAGUUUCAGAGCUUGAAAAAGAGCUUUUUGAAUACCAACACAAUAUGGGUCUUCUUCUACUGGAGAAAAAGGAGUGGAGUUCCAAAUUUGAAGAGCUACAACUUGAGUUUGAAGAGGCUAACCAAUGCCUUAGGCGGGAACGUAACGCCCAUAUGAUUGCUAUAGCAGAUGUUGAGAAGCGGGAGGAGGGGUUGAGGAAAGCUCUAGGGAUUGAGAAACAAUGUGCUCUUGAUCUGGAGAAGGCACUGCGGGAAUUACGCUCUGAAAACGCAGAGAUCAAAUUUACAGCUGACUCAAAGUUGGAGGAGGCGAAUGCACUGGUCAGAAGUGUUGAGGAGAAAUCUCUCGAAGUUGAGGCAAAGCUUCGCGCUGUUGAUGCAAGACUUGCUGAAGUUAGCAGAAAGAGUUCGGAGGUGGAGAGGAGGUCCAAGGACGUGGAAGCUCGAGAGAGUUCUCUUCAAAGAGAGCGGUUUUCCCACAUCACUGAACGAGAAGCAGAGGAGGCGAACUUGACAAAGCAGAGGGAGGACUUGCGGGAAUGGGAAAGAAAGCUGCAAGAAGGAGAAGAAAGAGUAGCUAAGUCUCAGAUGAUUGUAAAGCAGAGAGAGGAUAGAGCAAAUGAGAGCGACAAGAUUAUCAAGCAAAAGGGAAAAGAACUUGAAGAGGCACAAAAGAAGAUUGACGCUGCUAACCUUGCUUUGAAGAAAAAAGAAGAUGAUAUCAGCUCAAGGAUAAAAGCUCUUGCUUUAAGGGAGCAAGAAACUGAUGUGCUGAAGAAAUCCAUAGAGACAAAAGAGCGAGAGCUACUAGCUUUGCAAGAGAAACUGGAUGCCAGAGAAAAGGUUGCAGUUCAGCAACUAAUUGAUGAACACAAAGCUAAACUGGAGGCAAAAGAGCGUGAGUUCGAAAUGGAAAUGGAGCAGAAAAGAAAAUCUGUUGAUGACAGCUUGAGGAGCAAAGUUGCUGAGGUGGAAAAGAGGGAGGCUGAGUGGAAGCACAUGGAAGAGAAAGUCGCUAAACGUGAACAGGCACUAGAGAGGAAACUGGAGAAGCAUAAGGAGAAGGAAAAAGAUUUUGAGUCAAGACUGAAAGGCGUAACUGAGCGAGAGAAAGCCUUGAAAAGCGAGGAGAAGGCAUUGGAAAGCGAGAAGAGGAAACUGGCGGAGGAUAAAGAAAACAUUCUCAGUCUUAUAGCUGAAGUUGAGAAGAUCAAGGCUGAAAACGAAGUGCAUCUAUCAGAAAUUCGCAAAGAGAAGGAAGGACUUAGAGUUACCGAGGAGGAGAAGUCAGAGCAUCUUCGCCUGCAAGCCGAGUUAAAGGAGCAAAUAGAAAAAUGCAGGUCUCAGCAGGAGCUGCUUUCGAAAGAGGUUGAGGAUCUGAAGGCCCAAAGGGAGUGUUUUGAGAGAGAAUGGGAAGAGCUUGACGAGAGGAAAGCUGAGAUCGAGACCGAACUAAAGAAAAUAACUGAGCAGAAAGAAAAGCUAGAGAGAAACACACACUUGGAAGAAGAAAGACUGAGGAAGGAGAAGCAAGAAGCUAUGGACAACAUGAAAAGGGAGCUAGAAACUCUCGAAGUCGCGAAAGCUGCGUUUGCAGAUACUAUGGAGCAUGAGCGUUCCGUGAUCUUUAAGAAAGCUGAGAGCGAAAGGAGUCAACUGCUUCAUGAGAUCGAAAGGCUCAAAAGGAAGCUCGAGUCUGAUAUGCAGAGUAAAGUGGAAGAAAGAGAAAGGGAGCUGCAAGCCAAAGAGAAGCUGUUCGAGGAAGAGAGGGAGAAGGAACUGAGCAAUAUCAAUUACCUAAGAGACGUAGCCAGAAGAGAAAUGACGGAAGUGCGGAGCGAUAGGGAGAGGAUAGAAAAAGAAAAGGUAGAAAUUGAUGCUAGUAAAAAGUUUCUUGAGGAGCAGCAGACAGAGAUUCGGAAAGAUGUUGAUGGCCUUGUUACCUUGACCAAGAAACUGAAGGAACAGCGGGAACAGUUUAUUAGCGAGAGAAACCGUUUUCUUUCUUCCAUGGAAAGUAACAGGAACUGCAGCAAUCCUUGCGCUGAACUGCUUUCGGCGCUUCCUGACAUUGACGAUCUCGAAAUGCCUAAUUUGUCAAAACUGGCAAACGUUAUCCAGGACGAAGCACCACCACCACCGCAGGAUAUAUCGCCAACUGCUACCAACUUGGGAUUACCAGUUCAAGGUGGGACGGUGUCAUGGCUCAGGAAAUGCACUUCUAAGAUUCUCAAGUUGUCCCCUAUAAAAAUGGCAGACACCUCUGCUUUUGCUGACCAAGAACCUCAGUCUACUGAGCAAGCUAACGUGAACAGUGGGCCGUCAGCUAUGCUUCCGGUCCAGUCUGAAAGCGAGACGAGAGAAGUCGAAGUCAGCAAUGCAAACUCAGACGGUGAUCAGAGCAACAUAAACAGCAAGGCUGAGGAAGUUGCUGCAGAUUCUUUGUCUAAUCUAAAUGCUGAUGGUCAAUCACGCUUGAGAGGGAAAGCCAGGAUCAGGAGGACACGCUCUGUGAAAGCAGUUGUGGAAGAUGCUAAAGCUAUCUAUGGAAAAUCUAUAGAAUUCAAUGAGCCCGACGAUGGAAGCACGGGUGAGCCUGGUCGUUCUGAUAAAGGUGGUGCUUCGAAGAACGGAAGGAAACGUGGACGUGUGGGCUCUUUGAGAACUUGUACUACUGAGCAGGAUGGUGACGAGAGUGAUGGGAAAUCAGAUAGUGUAACGGGAGGAGAACAUCAGCGUGGGAAGAGGCGGCAAAAAGUUGCAUUAGAACAACAAGAAGUGGUUGGACAAAGAUACAAUCUCCGGCGAUCUAGAAGGGUGGCUGGAAAAACUGCACUUGGUGGUAAGAAGAAUGAAGAGGCUGAUGGAGUGCAAGAACAAGAGGAGGGGAUUAACUGUGCUCAAACCACUGCAACAGCAUCAGUAGGUGUUGCUGUUAGCGACAAUGGAGUAACUGCGAAUGUGGUGGAGAUUGAAGGCAUGGCAGACUCUGAGGAGACAGAUGCUGGUUCGCCGAAAAGAACGGGGGAGAGUGAAGAAGAUGUUGGAAACAGAACACCUGAAAGGGAAGAAGAAGAAGAAGAUGAAUCGGAAACAGAACAUCCCGGGAAUGUCUCCAUUGGCAAGAAGCUCUGGACUUUCUUGACGACGUAGUUUGGCCCCCCUAUGAUUUUGAGGAUGAAGAACCAAUCUUCUUCCUCUGUUUGACGUUUUUAGUGUUUGUUUUUCCACAUCUCUUAGCUAUAUCUUAGGAGACUUGUUGUAUCUUCUUCUUCUUCUUUUCUUUUCUCUCUUGGUCUCAACUUUGUGUGUGGAUGGAUUUCACCAGAUUGUAGUGUUUUCUUUCUAGCUUUCUACGUCUUUAGGAUGCUAUCUGGUUAAGAGGAUAAUUCUAAAUUCUUUCGGUCUUGUUUUGAUGAUUUUAUGAGAGUGGUCUCCUUGCA